Chelonia mydas (Green sea turtle) is the source of this 5064-nucleotide messenger RNA. RefSeq names its product pellino E3 ubiquitin protein ligase 1 (gene PELI1). Bases 1844 to 3100 code for a protein of 418 amino acids. The transcript has 7 exons. Lineage: Eukaryota; Metazoa; Chordata; Testudines; Cheloniidae. The record is from RefSeq and is a predicted model, not a curated record. Gene Ontology annotation, molecular function: protein binding; ubiquitin protein ligase activity. Gene Ontology annotation, biological process: regulation of Toll signaling pathway; protein K48-linked ubiquitination.
AGGUUCAUCAACAGCUAUUAGCCAAGAUGGUCAGAGAUUCAGCCCCAUGCUCUGGUUGUCCAUAGCUCUGAGUGGCAGAAGAUGGGAGUGGAUGAUGGGAUGGAUCACUCAAUAUUGUCCUUUUCUAUUAAUUCCCUCUGAAGCACCUAGCAUUGGCCACUGUCAGAAGACCGGAUACUGGGCUAGAUGGGUCAUUGAUCUGAGCUAGUAUGGCUGUUACAUUUUUAUGAGUGAAUAUCAGUUUUCAUAAGAGCAGGCAUUUUGCAAACAGUUUUGCACAAAUGUUUGUGAAUAGUGAAUAAAGAUACAAAUGUGUUCAAAGUGAGCAGCUGUUAGUGUUUAGAAACGUUUUAAUUUCAAUUUACAUAUCAUUCAACCAGCAGUGAUGCUAAAUUAUUCCUGACAGAGGUGGUUUAUCAAAAUUUAUUCCUCAAGAGCCUGUUUCUUGCCCUUGGAGUGGCUCAGAUUGCAAUAAAUGGCUGACUUUAAAAAAAAAAUAAAAAAAUUAAUUCCUAGGAGGAGAAACCUCUCCCCAAACCACCCUACAAGAUCUACUCCCCAGCCCUUCCAGGUAUACAACUUGGAAACCGUGCUGUUCUAUCAGUUUAUACUCAGUGCAGUUUUCAGAAGCAUAGUGUAAUCAUGUCCGUCAAAUCACCUUAAUAUUUGCCUAGUGGUGUUGCCUGCUUCUGGUUAUGAGAGCGUUUUUUUUCUUUGAAUGUGUGAGGGGAGUGUAUAGAUUUCCAAGUCAUUGGUAACCCCCACCCCCAAGCAAAAGCUUCCCGUGGACAUGGAGUUCUGUUACCAGCAAAGAGGGAAUUUGUUGCAGCAAUCCUUUGUACUACCAAUAUUUUAACAUCACUGGGCCAGAUGCAGUGUUGGCAGGUGCUCCACAAACUUCACCACACAUCUCUGCUGAUAAACUGCAGUCCUAACCUGUAAUAUGCCUCGGCCUCACUUGAGUUAAGACUUUGUGAGGUGAUUUUGAUACAAGUGGAUAUCCAUCAGGGCUGUCAAACUUAGCCACCUUGUGACUUAAAACAUGUUUCAGUGGACCAAUAGCCUAGUGAACUAUCCUUAGGCUUGGCAGAAUAAGAUAUGAAUUUGAUUUUUAUUUUUUAUAAUUUUGAUGGAUGAUAUGGAUUUUUAUUAAGGAUUUUUUCCUAUUUUUAUCUCUGGAAACUUUCACAGUUGUGCAAAAUUGUGGUGGGGGGGGUGUCAGACUACAAUUAUUUGAAGACAGUAGACACUAGGAUUCAAAAAGUUAAAGCUUUAUAACCGUUAAUACAAAUUGUCGACGUCACAUGUCUAACUAUACUAAGUAAAUAUCCUUAAAUCAAACUCAGUUCUCAAGCAGUAUUUUUCUAUCUGUAUAUAUUGAUUAUUAUUAUAGAUGGAAAUAUUUUCAGUUUGUGUGCAUGGUGAAAUUGACAUUGAAAAUCAAAUCCUUCUAAGUUUAACUAUUCACUAUGGCCACACCGGAAAACUUUCUAUGGGUAACAUAAUUUGUAACCUAGGGUGGUGUGAAGUGUCAUGUAUCAGAUGUUUGAAAAAGAUAUUUGAUCACUGCAACACCUUUUUUAUUCUGAGGGCCAAGAUGAGGUGGAGGAAGCACUGGACAAACCUGUUUACAUUAGGUUCUUCACUGGGACUACAUUUGCAACAUGAUCAGCUAUUCUCAUGAAAAGGACUGCAUUCAAGCUCGGAGUUCUUAAAAUUUACUGGCAUCUAGGCCAAAUCCUGGAAUCUUCACUAAGGCAAAAUUCCCAGAAAUAAUGAAAAAAGUCUGCCAAGGCUCUUGAUCAGAGAACUGGAAUUUGAGAAGAAGUCACUAACUAAGCUCAUGUUUUCUCCUGAUCAAGAAAAUCAUCCAUCUAAAACACCAGUAAAAUAUGGUGAACUGAUUGUAUUAGGGUAUAAUGGCUCUCUGCCAAAUGGAGAUCGAGGAAGAAGGAAAAGUAGGUUUGCUUUAUUUAAAAGACCCAAGGCAAAUGGGGUGAAACCCAGCACCGUGCAUAUUGCCUGCACUCCUCAAGCAGCAAAGGCAAUAAGCAACAAGGACCAACAUAGCAUAUCGUAUACCUUGUCUCGGGCCCAGACGGUGGUGGUUGAAUAUACACAUGACAGCAACACUGAUAUGUUUCAGAUUGGCCGGUCAACAGAAAGCCCUAUAGACUUCGUAGUGACAGAUACUGUUCCUGGAAGUCAGAGUAAUUCAGAUACACAGUCCGUACAGAGCACUAUAUCAAGGUUUGCUUGCAGAAUCAUAUGUGAACGGAACCCUCCUUUUACAGCAAGAAUAUACGCUGCGGGAUUUGACUCAUCGAAAAACAUCUUUCUUGGGGAAAAAGCUGCCAAGUGGAAGACAUCCGAUGGACAGAUGGAUGGGUUAACCACAAAUGGAGUUCUUGUUAUGCAUCCGCGCAAUGGAUUUACUGAAGACUCCAAACCAGGGGUAUGGAGGGAGAUAUCUGUGUGUGGAAAUGUGUUCAGCCUCCGUGAAACCAGAUCAGCUCAGCAGAGGGGAAAAAUGGUUGAGAAUGAAACCAACCAACUCCAAGAUGGCUCAUUAAUCGAUCUGUGUGGAGCAACGAUGCUGUGGCGAACUGCCGAAGGCCUUUCACGCACUCCUACGGUGAAGCACUUGGAAGCUCUAAGACAGGAAAUAAAUGCCGCCAGGCCUCAGUGCCCUGUAGGGUUUAACACAUUAGCAUUUCCUAGUAUGAAGAGGAAAGAUGUUGUAGAUGAAAAGCAACCGUGGGUGUAUCUGAACUGUGGCCACGUACAUGGCUAUCACAACUGGGGAAACAAAGAGGAAAGAGAUGGGAAGGAUAGAGAAUGUCCCAUGUGCCGCUCUAUUGGCCCCUAUGUGCCUCUGUGGCUUGGAUGUGAAGCUGGAUUUUAUGUAGAUGCAGGACCUCCAACUCAUGCGUUCAGCCCAUGUGGACAUGUGUGCUCAGAAAAAACAACUGCAUAUUGGUCCCAAAUUCCUCUUCCUCAUGGUACUCACACUUUUCAUGCAGCCUGUCCGUUCUGUGCACAUCAGCUGGCUGGCGAACAGGGUUACAUCAGACUUAUUUUCCAAGGACCUCUUGACUAAUACGCGUGUCUCCCAGGACUUCAUUAAAUUUAUAAGCUAAGCAAUUCUGAUUUUAAACAAACUGUCUAUUUCAUAUUCUCUGGGUUUUGACAGUUUGCAUUAAAAUGAAGAUUUGUUUUGUUUUGUUUUGUUAUAGCAGCUAAAUCCCUUUCUAGAUGAGGAAAAGCCUGGAAACAACGAGAUUAUGGGGAGGAAAGGGAAAGUUCCUGACUUUGUUUAAUGUCUACUUUUGGAGAAGGGGAGGAAAUUUAUGCAUAGCGAAAUUCAAUGCCUUCAAUUUAAUGUUUUUGAAUGACGUGUCCUUGGUGUGUUAAAAGUUGCUUUUUUGGGGGGACGGGGUAUAACUGUGGGUAAAUGUGGUCAGUUCAAAGGACAUUAGUUUACAGCUUGGAUGCAAACAUUGUAAAAUAUAGCAACAUGUAUAUUAACUUUUUCUAUUUAUCUUUAUUAUUGAAAUUAUCUUAUGGCAUUUUGAUAGAGGAGCAGCAUGGUAGUAGUGUGUGAAAUCCAUUGACUGGAUGCAUAGAAUAGUCCUUGAUGGGGGAAGAUUAGAAGAAAACUGUAGAAGUACCUUUUUAAAAUCUAGAGUACUAUUGAGUUCUUAGAGUAGCCGAAUGCUUUUUAAACAAAAUUAAUGCAAAUUACAUUGGUGUAAAAAUAUGCUUUAACCUCACAAAAGAUAAUUAUGAUGGACUUUUUAAAAUGUCUGUCCAUUGGGUAGGACUAUAAUAAAAGAACUGGUCACAGGAAAACAUUUACCUGAUUCUUUGAAUAUGCAAUUUUAAACUAGGUUAAGGAUUUUUCUCCUUCUGUUAACUAAUCUUUUAUUUACCGUUAGCAAUGUUUGAGGUUUUUUAUUUAUUUAAACAACAAAAAACAAACAGCCAAGACUCAUCUGUUCUUCACUGUUAGAAAAAAGCCAUGAAUUAGCCAGAGAGCUGUGUUCAAUUUAAAGAAUUAUUCAUUCUGCUUUUAGUCUAAUCCCUUAAUUUGUAUGCAGGGUGGGUAGAUGGCACACUGGCUUCAUACACUUUGCCUUUCAGCUCCACAGAGCUGGGUACAAAUAUGUAUUUAGGUGACAAUUGAAGACAUUGCAGCCUUGGAGCUAAGAUGUUUGUCCACAUCCCCAAACCAUCAUGUAAAUUGGCACAAUUGGCAGUCUGUGCUCAGGAAGAGCUCAGAUUGAGAUUGAGUUGUAUGCAUGGCGCUUGAGGUGGAGGAAGCUUGCAGAAAAGUUACUCACACCAUGGCUGAUUUAAGUCUGUUUUUAGUCUCACUUUCAAUAUCCCUCCCCCAAAAUGCUCCUCUUUUUUUUGCACCCCCACCCCCCUUCCAAUCCCUUACCAGAAAAGGCCGGUGCAUUACAUGGAAUUUGAGGCUAAUCCACCAUGCUUUAUGACAAACAUUCAAAUAAUCCUUUUAGGAUUGAGGUAAGCUUUUUUUUUUUUUUUCAAACGAGCUUUUUAAACUGGUUUCUCUUCUUUGGAUUGGAAAUAUGUACGGUAUAAACUGAUAGUAGCAAAUUCCCGUACUCUGUAGCAUAGCUUUAAUUUAUCCUAUCACAAAGCUGUUCUGAACUUUUCUUGGUAAAAACAAACUGAAUUGUGUUUAGAAGUCAUGAAUUAUUUACUGUCAAGAAUUCUUUCUCCAUUUUAAAAAGAUACGUAUCUAUUGUUUGGUUCACUCAGGAAAUGUAUGUGUCAGGAAACCUGUAUUAUAAGUUCAAGUAGCUGUCAUGUAUAAGUAACUGCUGUUACACCAUUUCAAAGAAAUAUAAUUGAUUUUGACAUUUUUCCAGUUUCAUGCAUUAAGUAAUGAGACUUAUGCAACAAGGAAUCCCUGUAUUGUGGUUGUUCUAAUCAUUUAUAUUCAGACUAUAUAUACUGUAGUUUAAUUUUUAUUUUCAAAUUAAUUUAUUCAAACUAUGUGAGUAAACACUUUUCAAAAAUAGAAAUUACAGAGUU